Molecule: messenger RNA, 2366 nt
Organism: Myxocyprinus asiaticus (Chinese sucker)
Lineage: Eukaryota; Metazoa; Chordata; Actinopteri; Cypriniformes; Catostomidae
Product: ras-related protein Rab-22A
Exons: 7
Coding region: 279-869 (196 amino acids)
Molecular function (GO): GTP binding; GTPase activity
Source: RefSeq, a predicted model, not a curated record
GCCGGAGUUCAAGAUGGCGAUCGGCGAACAGCUCAUAACGCAACUAAUCGAUUGCUAAUUUAACGAAAUCCUGUUAUAAUAAUAAAUAACGCUCUGUACGUUAUGUCGUCAUUUAAUGCCAGCAUCUGAUUCCGUGUUCCACGUUAAGACGGUGGUUUGUGGAUAUAUAGAACUAUUUUGUGUUGUUUUGUAGCUUACGUCAAAUAGAAAUAGUUGCUGAUCAGCUUUAUGAAACCGUCUGGAAUGUUUGGGGAGUUUUUAAUAGUUUGGAGGUCAAUAUGUCUCUAAGAGAGCUGAAAGUAUGCCUUCUUGGGGAUACAGGGGUUGGAAAGUCAAGUAUCGUGUGGAGGUUUGUGGAGAAUAGUUUUGAUCCCAACAUUAAUCCCACAAUUGGAGCGUCAUUUAUGACAAAGACAGUGCAGUACCAAAAUGAGCUUCACAAAUUCCUCAUCUGGGACACAGCUGGACAAGAAAGGUUUCGUGCCUUGGCUCCCAUGUACUACAGGGGCUCCGCUGCAGCCAUCAUUGUGUAUGACAUCACUAAAGAGGAAUCAUUCCAGACUUUGAAGAACUGGGUGAAGGAACUUCGCCAGCACGGACCACCCAACAUAGUGGUGGCUAUCGCUGGCAACAAAUGCGAUCUCACGGAUGCCAGGGAGGUGUCAGAGAAGGACGCUAAGGACUAUGCUGACUCCAUUCACGCCAUAUUUGUUGAAACCAGUGCCAAAAAUGCCAUUAACGUCAAUGAGGUCUUCAUUCAGAUCAGUCAAAAGAUCCCCGUUUUAGACACAGAUGGAGGGUCUGCGGUCAAAGGCUUCAAACUACGUCGGCAACCAUCUGAGUCGACCCGAGAACGCACUUGCUGCUGAUGCAGUUGUAAACAAUCCAGCCAAACCCUUGUCGACCUCUCACAUUCUAUCCAUUAGUAACCAAGGAGAAUAGCAAAUGAAGAAUGUGAUGUCAUAGAGGAUGUUACUGAACUUCCCUGUGGAGCCAAAAUAAAGUUCAGUUAAGAAUGGAAUGAGAUUUAUACUCCUGAUGCAGAGCAGAACAAAUGCCCACCUAAUGUUGUUGUAUACUCAUCUUGCCUGCUUUUUGGCCCCAUACGGGCAUCCUUAGAGAUCUAUUCCUAGGCUCUAGAUCACUGCCCAGAAUCAGACAGCAACCACCUGCUGAAUUGAUCAGAUACUGUGCUGUCUUGCUCUCUCUCUCUUGUUCAUCUGCAAAAGCUUGCAAAACUUUAUUUUUCCUUUAAAGCCACUGAUUGUCAGCUAGAACAUAUUUACAGUUCCAGCAGUCUGUCCAAAUGCAAGCAACAUAGCUUUCUUGUCUCUCUGUUUUUGCAGAUCUUUGGUAUAUAUAGUAUACAAUUUUUUUAGAAAAUUUUGGAGUCGUAAUUCACCCCAAAAUCAAAUGUAAGAUGAUAUAUAUAUAUAUAUAUAUAUAUAUAUAUAUAUAUAUAUAUAUAUAUAUAUAUAUAUAUAUAUAUAACAUAAUAUUUUGCUUAAAGAAAAUUAAACCUAUUUUUAGGAUCAUGAAGAGUUUUUGCAUUAAAGGAAUGUUCCUGUUUCAAUACGCUCAAUCGACAGCAUUUGUGGCAUAAUGUUGAUUACCACAAAAAUUAUUUUUUUCUUUUCUAUAAAAAAUGCAAUAUUUUGAUGUUACAGUGAGGUUAUUACAAUGGAAGUGAAUGGGGACAAUGAAAGUGAAUAUGGCCAAUUUUUGGAGGGUUUAAACACAGAAAUGUGAAGCUUAGAAUUUUAUAAAAGCACUUGCAUUAAUUCUUCUGUUAAAACUCAUGUAUUAUUUGAGCUGUAAAGUUGUUUAAAUCGUCAUUUUAGUCAUUUAAGGGUUUAGGGUUUGUUGACAUUUCAUCGUCAUGGUAAUGAAAUUGUAAAAUUGGCUUUAACUUUACACAGAAAAGGUAAGUAGGCAAUAUUAACACACUAAAAUCAUGUUUACACAAAUAUCCUUUAUGUCUUGUGGUUAUACUUUUGAAACAGUGAGUAUUUUAACAUUCAAAAAUUGGCCCCCAUUCACUUCCAUUGCAAGUGCCUCACUGUACUCUUGAUUUUUGCUUUUUUUUUUGUUUUUUUAAAGAAAAUGAGGGACGAGUCAAAGUACAUUUUUGUGGUAAUCAAUAUUAUGCCACAAAUGCUGUCAACUGAGCUUAACUUGUAUUGAACCCGGAAUAUUCCUUUUAAGCGUUCUUUUUACCACAAUGCAAAAAUUCUAUUUAUUUUAAUCCUCUUGUUCUACUUCUUAUUGCUGUAAUGCAAAAAUCAUAAAGUAUUUAUACAUCAUGGUAGUAUUUUUACUGUAAUACAGAUUUGUAAAAUAAAAACCUAAUUUAAUAAGAAUCACCA